AUGAUUCUGGAGGAUCUGUUAAUGGUCCUCAGUUGCUUCAGCCUGCACUCCCUCUGGAAGGUCCAAGCUGUUCCUAUCCUGCCCCUGAGCCUGGUUCCAGACACGUUCGAUGAUGCUUAUGUGGGCUGCUCUGGGGAGAUGGAGGAGAGAGCAGGCCUGCUGCUGGAGGAGGAGAUGGCACGCCACGCCCUGCUCCGGGAAUCCUGGGAAGCAGCCCGAGAGGCCUGGGCACACCGGCGCCACAUGCUCACCCUACCGCCUGGCUUCAAAGCCCAGCAUGGAAUAGCUGUUAUGGUGUACACCAACUCAUCCAACACCUUGUACUGGGAGCUGAACCAGGCUGUGCGGACAGGGGGUGGCUCCCGGGACCUCUACAUGAGGCGCUUCCCCUUCAAGGCCCUGCAUUUCUACCUCACCCAGGCCCUGCAGCUGCUGCGGGGCUCUGGCCGCUGCAGUAGGGGAGAUGGGGAGGUGGUAUUCCGAGGCGUGGGCAGCCUUCACUUUGAGCCCAAGAGGCUGGGGGACUUGGUCCGAUUAGGACAGUUUGCCUCCAGCUCUCUGGAUGAAGCCGUGGCUCGUGGGUUUGGGAAUGCCACUUUCUUCAAUCUAAGGACUUGUUUUGGGGCUCUUAUCCAGGCUUUGUCUGUCUUCCCCGAGGAGCGUGAGGUGCUGAUACCCCCACAUGAAGUCUUCUUGGUUACUGGGUUCUUCCAGGAUGGAGCCCAGAGUGUGGUGACUCUCUGGAGUUAUAAUCAGACCUGCAGCCACUUUAACUGCGCCUAUUUGGGUGGGGAAAAGAGGCAUACCUGUGUGUCCUCUGCAGCAGAAGGGCAGCCAGAGUUAUCCUUCACAGAGGCCUUGGCUCUGCAAUCGGGGAAGACGCUGUUCUUGGCCCCUGGGGAGUUGCAGCUCUUGAGCGCUGGUCCCUGA
Microtus ochrogaster (prairie vole) is the source of this 930-nucleotide messenger RNA. It is a transcript of the gene Art5, whose product is annotated as ADP-ribosyltransferase 5. NCBI's taxonomy places the organism in Eukaryota, Metazoa, Chordata, Mammalia, Rodentia, Cricetidae. The record is from RefSeq and is a predicted model, not a curated record. Gene Ontology annotation, molecular function: NAD+-protein-arginine ADP-ribosyltransferase activity; NAD+ poly-ADP-ribosyltransferase activity.